Molecule: messenger RNA, 6073 nt
Organism: Cyprinus carpio (common carp)
Lineage: Eukaryota; Metazoa; Chordata; Actinopteri; Cypriniformes; Cyprinidae
Gene: nup98
Product: nucleoporin 98 and 96 precursor
Exons: 33
Biological process (GO): post-transcriptional tethering of RNA polymerase II gene DNA at nuclear periphery; protein import into nucleus; RNA export from nucleus
Cellular component (GO): nuclear pore; nuclear pore cytoplasmic filaments
Molecular function (GO): structural constituent of nuclear pore
Source: RefSeq, a predicted model, not a curated record
GUCUAAAUAUGACGCGGUUUGCUAUCGGUUAGCUAGCUAGCUACAUUGUUUCCCUCCAUCAACACUGAGCAGAGAUCGAAGUUAGAGAGUUGAUGUCCAAAACUGACAACUCCAGAUUCACCUUUGCCAUAAAUAUCGAGCCUUUCGAGUGAGGAGUUAUUUGCUGGACGUUUGAUAAACCAAUCUGCAGAAUAAACGACAUAUGCAGGCUCUAUAGCAGUGCAAGAUGUUCAACAAAUCUUUUGGCGCUCCCUUUGGGGGAGGGACAGGAGGAUUUGGGACUACUUCAACAUUUGGGCAACAAAACACUGGAUUUGGAGCAACAGGGGGCUUUGGAUCUUCAGCAUUUGGGACAACAAACAACACAGGAGGACUGUUUGGGACCACCCAGAACAAACCUGGUGGCCUAUUUGGCUCAAGCACCUUCAGUCAGCCUGUUACAUCCUCCACCAGUAGUGGGUUUGGGUUUGGUGCCACCAGUGGCACAUCAAACAGCCUUUUUGGAAGCACCAACACUGGAGGUGGAGGAUUGUUUUCCCAGCAGAAUAAUGCCUUUGGUGCCAACAAACCAGCCACUUUUGGCACUUUCGGUACCAGCACCAGUAGCGGUGGAUUAUUCGGGACAACCAACACAACAUCCAAUCCUUUUGGAGGAACAUCAGGCUCUUUGUUUGGGUCAUCAAAUUUCACUGCUGCUCCCCCUGGCACAACAAUCAAAUUCAAUCCACCAACUGGGAGUGACACAAUGGUAAAAGGAGGUGUGACAACCAGCAUCAACACCAAACACCAGUGUAUCACUGCCAUGAAGGAAUACGAGAACAAAUCCUUAGAGGAAUUAAGGCUUGAGGAUUAUCAGGCAGGAAGGAAGGGUCCUUCCAACCCCAUGGCAGCUGGCACAGGUGGUCUCUUUGGAGCGGCAGCCACAGCUACUCCCAGUACUGGCACUGGACUUUUUGGACCCUCAACUCCAAACACUGGCUUCAGCUUCGGCCAGAACAAGACCUCAUUUGGCACAAGCACUGGGGGCUUUGGUACAACCACAGGAAGUUUGUUUGGCCAGCCGCAGCAGCAGCAGCAACAACAGCAGCAAGGUUCCAGUCUUUUCAAACCAUUUGGUUCAGCUACCACCACCCAAAAUAACACUUUCUCCUUUGGCAACAGCAGCAGCAUGGGGCUGUUUGGCAACACAGCUGCCUCUCAGGCUGGAGGACUGUUUGGAAACACUAACACAAGUACUGCCACAGGAUUUGGCACAGGAAUUUUCGGCCAAACUAACACUGGCUUUGGGAAUGUGGGUACACAGGUGACUUCUGGAGAGGCUACAACUGCUCCACCACCAACAACAAACACCACCAUUGCAACAUCCACUGGAACAUUCACAAAUAAGUUAGCAAAUAAGCCUACACUCACUCUAGGGGCUAACACGAACACCUCAACCUUUGGAUUUGGUGCAACUGGUACUGGUGGGGGUCUCUUUGGGAACAAAACUGCUACGACAGGCCUGGGAACAGGACUGGGAACUGGCUUUGGAGGAGCUGUAGGAACUGGCCAGACAUCAUUGUUUGGGAACAACCAGAAAGCUGGGCUCCACCCUAGGUCACUGGGCACCUUCGGGACUGGAGGCUUCAACACUGGAGCCAACACUCUGAAUUUUGGUGCUCCUCAACAGCCUGUUGCUCUGACUGACCCCAAUGCAUCAGCUGCGCAGCAGGCUGUCCUCCAACAGCAGAUCAAUGCAUUGGCCUAUUCUCCUUUUGGAGACUCACCCCUCUUCAGAAAUCCACUGUCAGACCCAAAGAAGAAGGAAGAGCGUCUAAAGCCCACAAAUCCAGCUGCCCAGAAAGCCCUGACUACCCCUACUCAGUAUAAACUGACCCCUCGUCCUGCCACCCGUGUUCGUCCCAAAGCACUGUCCUCAUCAGGCUCCUCCAAAUCUCAGCUCUUUGAUGGACUUGAUGAUGAUGAACCCUCUCUUAACAAUGGAGCCUUCAUGCCUAGGAAGAGCAUAAAGAAGCUUGUUUUGAAGAAUCUGAAUAAUAGCAGUCUGUAUAACAGCCCUGUGAACAGAGAGGCUGAUGACUUGGCCUCCCCUUCAGAAUACCCACAAAAUGGGCUCAGUCUGAGUAUGGAUGGAGAGACCAGAGAAGUAACUGUGGAGAGAAGUGGGGAGGAUGAUCUGGAGGUCUCCAAGUUCUACACAAACCCGAUCACCAAACCAAUUCCACACGCCCAGCCGAGCCCCUUGCUACAGGACACAAUCUCAGAGUUCAACAUGCGGGGAACUGCCAGUCAUCGCAAUGGCCUGGAGGCCAGCAGUGAGGACAUCUCGCUGGCAGAGGAUUCUAUUCAGGAGGAGCGAGAUGAGGAGCUGGAGGCUCAGAAACCUCCUCACCCAGCUGGUAUAGUUCUUACCCGUGUGGGCUACUACACCAUCCCAUCAAUGGAAGAGCUAGGAAGGAUGUUGAAUGAGAAUGGGGAGUGUAUUGUGGAGAACUUCACGGUCGGCAGGAAAGGCUAUGGAUCAGUUUUCUUCUCUGGUGAGGUGAAUCUCACCAACAUGAACCUGGAUGAGAUUGUGCACUUCAGGCGUAAGGAAAUAAUCGUGUACCCUAAUGACAAAGACAAGCCUCCUGUUGGAGAGGGACUAAACAGACGUGCCGAGGUGACUCUAGAUGGUGUGUGGCCCAAUGACAAGACAACAUGCUCUCAGAUUAAGAGUCCAGAGAGGCUGACUGAGAUGAACUACGAGGGUCGACUUGAGGCAGCCUCGCGUAAACAGGGUGCCCGCUUCUUGGAAUACCGUCCUGAAACUGGCUCCUGGGUCUUUGAGGUGGCCCACUUCUCAAAGUACGGACUCCAGGAAUCUGAUGAAGAAGAGGAAGCUCCCCCCACCAAGCUUGAACUGAAGAAGCUGAAGACAGGUGUUCCACCUGUGAUCCCACAGCUUCCACUGACCCAGCAGCAGAUGUCACCACAGGCUCAGAGCACAGCAGUUCUUGAGCUGCUCAGCCAUGUGUCAGAGUUGGACAGUGACAUGGCUGACAUUACUCAAGAGCACCCAGCAGACAGUGUUUUGGGUGAGGGGGAUGGAAAGAGGACUCUGGAGGAGAAUAAGCUGAGAUCUGAGACUCCUGCCGAGCGCAAGCCUGUGUCUGCAUCAAGUCAGAUUGCUUCCUCAAUGGGCAUCAACCCUCAUACCUUACAGGCCUCUCUCUUUGCAGAGGAUGAUGAAUGUGAUUUGUUUCAAGAGCAUGGUUCUUCAAAGCUCAUACAGGAUGUGGCUUCCCCUGAAGUUUUGCUUUCUGGAGCUGGUCGGCAAUCAAUUGGAGCCCUUUUACAAACCAAGUUCAACUCAGGAGGAGGACUUUUUUCCCAGUUGCCAGAGGCUCCUUUUAGAGGAAUACCUCAGAAGCUUAGCAAGUCACUAGCAUCAGAAUCUCCAUGGCCAUCAUUGGGUCCUUCCUUCCUGUUGCCGGCCCCUCCCCCAGAACCUACUAUUUGAACUGUGGGGACCCGCAGGCUAGGGGGGCCAGUACCUCUGGAAAGCUCCAUAACUCUAGGAAAAGGCCGUCUGCUAAUGGAUGCUGCUUUGUUCAGAGGGCGAUCUUUCAGAGUGGGCUGGGGUCCCAACUGGACACUGGUGCACUGUGGAGAUCAACUUAGUGUCACAGAGGCAAUGAAGGAGCAGUCGGCAGAGAUCAUGGGAUUUGGCUUCUUACCCAAACCUACCAAAAGCAAACCGAUCACUGAAAGUCCAUUUAAAGUGCAUAUAGAGCAGGUGGUUGGCCUGAAGCCCAAACAGUCAGCAGAAAGCCUUGCUUUAUAUCACAAACCACUGGAGAUUGGUCUAAAGCACAGCACAAUCAACAUGGAGCAUUCCUGUCCCUUCAUCCAGCCAGCAAAAGGAGUGGAUGCUCUGCAUGGUUAUGCAGAAUGGAUUGUAGAGGUCAACAAAGAUAUAGGAGGAGGGGAUGCUGGUCUGGCCCAUUGGCGCCAAGUUUGGACUUUGUGUGCUGCUCUUUUUGGUCAUUUGGAUGACCUGGAUGUGGAGACUGAGCAAUACUCAGACUACCAGCAGCAGCUUGAGAGGCGAAGGAGCUUCUCGCACUGGCUCUCUGAGUGUGCGGCUGAAUGCAUUGAGGAGGAGGUGGGCCGAGCCCUUCAGCGCAACCAUUCUGAGGCCAUAUUCAGUUACCUUACCUGCCACUGCAUAAGCAAAGCCUGCAAACUGUCCCAGAAGAGUGGGGACCAUCGUCUGGCUCUGUUGCUGUCACAGGCUUUGGGCUCUCAGUUUUGUAGAGAUCUAUUGGCUCUACAGCUCAGUGACUGGAACAGCAUGCAGACCUACUCCUUUAUAGAGGAGGAGAGGCUGCAAAUCUUUGCUUUGCUUGCAGGCAAACCAGUGUGGCAGUCAACAGACGGCUGUAUAAACGUGUGCUCUGAGCUUGAUUGGAAGCGGUGUGUUGCAGUUCAUCUCUGGUACAUGAUGCCUCCUACUGCAUCUGUAGCUGACAUCCUUUCCAAAUACGAAUCUGCAUUUCAGGGUUCAGAGGAAGUGAAAAGUUAUGCUUGCCCUCCUUUACCUCCUUACAUAGAUGAACUCGAGUUAUUGGGUUUGGAUGAAGAGAUGGAUGAGACUGAAUCCAAAAAGCCACUCUAUGACAUCUGCUUCCACCUGCUCAAACUUUACAGUGACAGGCAUUAUAGCCUACAACAGCUACUUGAUCCCAGCACAUUAACUGCUGAUCAUCUGGACUACCGGCUGAGCUGGCACCUGUGGAACGUAUUGCAAGCUCUUAACUACAACCACCUGUCCACCCCAUGCCAGGGCUUGCUGCAUGCCAGCUAUGCUGCCCAGCUUGAGAGUGUGGGAUUAUGGGAGAAGGCUAUCUUCGUGCUGCUGCACAUACCUGACUCUGGGCGUAGAGAGAGUGCAGUGAGAGAGAUGAUCAACUUGCAUUGCUCCCUUGAGGAGACGGAAGAGUCAAUGGAAAAAGAGCAGUUUCUCACAGAAAAGUUGCUGAUCCCCAUUCAGUGGAUCCAUCAGGCCAAGGCAAUCCGUGCUUGUAGAGAGGGAGACAAACGUAGUGAAGCUUUGCACCUUUACAAGGCUGGCCACUGGAAUCACUGCCAACGGCUUGUCAUCCAGCACCUUGCCUCAGACUGCAUCAUUAACGAUAAUCAUAAGUACCUUCUGGAAUUCCUAGAGGGGUUAGCAGUGCCAGAGCGCAGUGUUAAGAUUCAGGACUGGGACAUAUCUGGACGAGUCUAUCUUGAUUACAUCCAUGUCAUUCAGACGCUGCAGGACAUCCAGCAGAUGGAAAGCCCAGGUUAUGAGCUGGAGCGACUGCAUACGGAGGUGACGUCGCUUUGCAGUAGAAUAGAGCGCCUCCCCUGCUCCAAAGCUAAAGACCGACUUGCACAAUCAGAGAUGGCCAAAUGUGUCGCUAACAUCCUUCGGGUGGUCUUGAGUCUCCAGCAAGGUGGUGAAGGCACCCCAGAUCCCCGACACAUCCCUCUUUGCCAGCUUGCUCCAUACAUUGGACGUCUACCACUGCCAGAGGACUAUGCUUUAGAGGAACUCCGCAGCCUUACUCAGUCAUACCUGCAAGAGUAUGUUAUCAGUCACUGAAUAUCAAGAUAAGUUUCACAAUCAGUUCUGCAGAAAUAACAUGAGUCUUGAUUGGAUUAACCUUCAGCACUACAAUUAAAUGGCUGUUUCAGGCCGUGGUUGAAUUUUCGAUGCAUAUUUAGGCACAAUAUUUGUGAAAAAAAAGCAUUCUCUUCUGUGUUUGUGUAGGAGCUUCUUCCCCCGUUUUGUUUUUCUAGAAAUGAAUGUGAGUGUAUUUUAAUUAUUAAAGUAUCUCGUUGAAUACACCUGUUGAUUUCAUCUGCCCGAGAUACUUAGAGGGAAAAUGACAGAUUUGAGAACUUUUACAUUUGUCUAUUAAGUUAAAAAAAAAAAGUUACAUUGUGAACUAUCAUCUGGUCCAUUCAAAGACAAAAUAUAAUAUUGUGUUGUGUGUUUAGAGCCUAAAGUGUACUCUGGCCACCAAACAAUACAUAAAGACUU